Molecule: messenger RNA, 1023 nt
Organism: Chenopodium quinoa (quinoa)
Lineage: Eukaryota; Viridiplantae; Streptophyta; Magnoliopsida; Caryophyllales; Amaranthaceae
Exons: 2
Coding region: 1-1023 (340 amino acids)
Source: RefSeq, a predicted model, not a curated record
AUGAAUUUCGAUUCAAACCCUUCAAGUUCUUCUUCUUCGUCUUCAAGUUCAACUGAUGAUAUCUAUGAUCAAAUGGUCAUGAAUUUUAUCAACGAGAGUCAUCGAUUACAAGUAAUGCAAAAUGCAGUACUUGUAGCUGUAAACAAUUCAGUACAGCAAAAUGAACAUAAACGUCAAAGAAAACGAAGAAUAACUGUGCCGAGAUAUCGUGAAGCAGCUCACGACAAUUUAGUUUCAGAUUAUUUUAGUGACCAACCAGUAUACGAUGAAACCACAUUUCGAAGGAGGUUUUGUAUGCGAAGACCCCUUUUCCUUCGCAUUGUCAACACAUUAAGUGCAACUAACCGUUACUUCCAACAACACCCAGAUGCUACCAUGCGUCUUGGGAUUUAUGGAUUUGGAACGCCUGGAUCUUGCAACGACAUUAAUGUACUUCAGCGUUCUCCGGUGUUUGAUGAUGUAAUAAAUAAUCGUGCUCCACAAGUUCUGUUCACUUUUAACGGAAAUAAUUACAACAAUGGAUAUUAUCUCACAGAUGGGAUUUAUCCAAAAUGGUCGACAUUCAUAGACGCUAUUGCAGUCCCACAAACCUUAAAAGAUAAAUUGUUCACUACACGUCAAGAGAGUGCUAUAAAGGAUGUUGAGCGUGCAUUUGGUGUGUUACAAGCUCGGUUUACAAUAAUUAGGAAGCCUGCUUUGGCAUGGAGUGUAGAGUUGAUGUGGAAAAUCAUGAUGACUUGCAUCAUCAUCCACAACAUGAUAGUUGAAGACGAGCGUGAUACAUAUUUAAACUAUAAAGAUCCACUUGAAUUCGCUCAAGAACAGCCUAAAAAUAUGCCAGGGUCGUCCUCAACCAGAAAUGCAACAACAUUUACUGUAACUCCUGGGCAGUAUGAUCCUGAUAAUUUUAGUAGAUUGAUAGCUUCAAGAGGCGAGAUUCGCGAUAGACAAGUUCAUGAGGCAUUAAAGAACAACUUGGUUGAGCAUUUAUGGGCAAGGUUAAGGAGCUCGGUUGAAAAUUAG